AUGACUGUUUCUCUGACUCAUUUUUUUCAGGUAGAAAACCCAAGAUAUUUGCGACAAAAACCGAUGCCAAGGUCUUUGAUGACACCUAAAAUUGCCCCAGGAAAAAGGCCUUCUCUCGACCCUCAGUCGCUGCUUCGAGCAAAGGAGAAAGAGCUGGAAAUGAAAGUGAAAAUAGCAGAAGGUAAAUUUCAUGAAGAAAAAGUGAAAUUACAGCAGAAGCACGAUGCUGACGUUCAAAAGAUUUUGGAUAGAAAGAACGACGAAAUAGAGGUGUUGAAGUCCACCUACAAAAAGAAACAAAAAGAAUCUGAGGAGGUGAUCAGAAGACUGGAGAAAAAAGUUCAGACCCUUGUUCGUGAGUCCCAAGUUGUCAGAGAAGCCAAAGAGCAGCAGAUUGUGGAGUUGAAGAAGAUGUGUGAGCAAAGCAAUGAUUCCCUGAACAAUGAGUGGGAGAAAAGGCUUCACGAUGCUGUGGCUGAGAUGGAGAAGGAGAAGUUCAACAUCCGGAAGAAGCACACGGAGGACAUGCAGGAGCUGCUGGAGGAAACCAACGCCCGGCUCCACAAAAUGGAGGAGGAGUAUUUGCAGCAGACCCAGUCCACUAACGAGACUGUCCAAAAACUGGGGGCUCGUGUCCAGCAGUUGACUGUUGAGGCUGAAAAUAGUCAUUUGCUGCAGCAAAAAUUAUCUCAGGAGAAGAUGGAAGCAGAGCAGCGUUACCAGGACUUGUGCUCUGAACUUCAGGAACUCAAAGCAAGGUACAACUUGCUACAGAAAGACAAGGAGCACAUUAUGCAGGAGUACAAGGAGAACAUCCAGCGACUACAAAGUAAAUUUGAUGUUGAUAGAGAUUUUAUAAAGCAGGAACAAGCUCUCUCUGCAGCUAAGACAUCUGAUGUGAUUGAGGAAUUACAGAGGAGUGUGACUCAGUUAAAGCAACAAUUGAAGGAAUCAGAACACCAAAGGCAGCAACAGCUGAAGGAUCAAGAAUACAAGGUUCAGCAGGACAAACUUCACUGGGAGCGUGUGUAUGAGAAACAGAUUAAUGUCAUUCAGAACGAUCUGGAUAAAGAAAGAGGGGAUGCUCAGAAGAAAAUCCGCAAACUGGAAGAGACUUUGAAGGAGAAGGAGGAGCAGCUGAGGCGGGUGACGGAGGUACAGAGGCUGCAGGCCCAGCAGGCAGGCGCUGCCCUGGAGGAGUUUAAGCGGCAGGUGGAGCUGAACUCAGAGAAAGACUCUGCAGAAAUGAAACAGCGGAUGGCAGAGGUUGAAGCUGAUCUAAGCAGAUCAAAAUUGCUACGGGAAAAACAAUCCCAAGAAUUCUCCUGGCAGUUGGAGGAGGUCAAGAAAAACUAUGAACAACAGGUCAGUGGCUUUGCUCCUUCAGGUGGAGGGGAGGAGGGACAGCCCUUCCUGCAGCUGUAG
This is a messenger RNA of Manacus vitellinus (golden-collared manakin), 1425 nucleotides long. Its product is annotated as centrosomal protein of 112 kDa. Lineage: Eukaryota; Metazoa; Chordata; Aves; Passeriformes; Pipridae. The transcript has 13 exons. Bases 1 to 1425 code for a protein of 474 amino acids. The record is from RefSeq and is a predicted model, not a curated record.